This is a messenger RNA of Botrytis fragariae, 942 nucleotides long. RefSeq lists its product as uncharacterized. Lineage: Eukaryota; Fungi; Ascomycota; Leotiomycetes; Helotiales; Sclerotiniaceae. The record is from RefSeq and is a predicted model, not a curated record. The transcript has a single exon. Bases 1 to 942 code for a protein of 313 amino acids.
AUGACGAACGAAGACCCCGAAGUCACAGAGCUGUCUGCUGCUCCCACUGCCCAACUUACGAUACGAUACUCUCCAGUUGACCUCGUCAAACCAUCCACUGAGAAACUCAGGUCAUCGAAUGAGAAGAUGUCUUUACCUGACGAAAUCGUGCUAUCCAUUCUCGAAAUGGCUGUUCAACUGGAGCCUCGGAUGAUUCGUCUCGGGUGCCAUCACGACAAAUUCCUCAAAACCAUUAUCUUGAGCGACAGCCCUGCCCAGUUUCACAUUACCUGGAAAUUGAGAGAAUUGCUUUUCACCUCCAAAACCCUGAUCUCAAAAUCAUUGUUACCCAGCGAAGAAGUUAUCCUCACUUACAAACCAUACUUUCGGCUCCCAGAAUCAUGCUUCAGUGCUGAGAUUGACUCCUUGCAUAUCAGCACACAACUUUACACCAUGCUCAGAACAGAGGUUCCCUGGAGGCAUAAUUUCAGACACAUGUUUGAACAUGUCAAACGCCUGGCUCUUGACCAUACUUCCACCAAUCAGAGCAUAUUCCUAAGUCGCUUACGCUUAGAUUUCCCAAGACUGGAACAGUAUUCCGUGCGGUUUGAUACCUCCGACACAAGUCAAAACCUCACAGAUCAUGCGAUAGAUCGAUGGGUCGAGACCUACAAGAAGCUUGGGCGCGAGCUGAAUUACACGAUGGAAGUUCAGCUCGAUGUGAUGAUGAGCACUCAGGGUGUUACACUAUACUAUGAGCACAAGAAGUUCCCUUUUGGGCACGUCUCUGCUGGUCGCUUAUCCUAUCUGAGGAGUGGGAGUCGUAUGUCGCGGGAGUGGAUUCCUCCUGUCGUAUUGAAGACCCGGCGCUUGUCUUGUCAAAGUGGUUUGGGUAUCGGGGUGCGAAAUUCCUGUUUUCAUGUUAAAGGGUGGGGUAGGAUGGAUAGGAUGGAUGGACGGUAA